This is a messenger RNA of Pseudoliparis swirei, 5830 nucleotides long. RefSeq names its product zinc finger protein 423 (gene znf423). Bases 542 to 4891 code for a protein of 1449 amino acids. The transcript is spliced from 21 exons. The record is from RefSeq and is a predicted model, not a curated record. Gene Ontology annotation, biological process: regulation of transcription by RNA polymerase II. Gene Ontology annotation, cellular component: nucleus. Gene Ontology annotation, molecular function: DNA-binding transcription factor activity, RNA polymerase II-specific; RNA polymerase II transcription regulatory region sequence-specific DNA binding. Lineage: Eukaryota; Metazoa; Chordata; Actinopteri; Perciformes; Liparidae.
GAGCAGCGCUGGAGAAAGCAAAACGUGUGCGGGGAGGAGGAGGAAGAAGAAAAAGCAGCGAGGGACGAGGGGGUGAAUUGAAGAAAACAAAUACAACAACAAAAACCACAACCACAACAACAACACAAAAGCGUGGCUGUCGGCGUCCGGGCACGUUGUCGCGAAGACGAAGGCAAUUCCAAACGGGAAGUUGUUCCCGUUCACGCUACAGGUUGCGCGAGCCCUAGCGACCGUUGAGGGAACACGUCGCACCAGAGGAGCCGAGCUUUGCCUCCGCGGCUAGCCGCUCCGCUCCCGGUGCGUGUGAGUGUGUGCGUGCGCACGCGUAGGUGUGCGCGUGGUUUGUUGUAGUUGGACUAACGGCGGCUUCCCAAUCAGACCGAGGCUGCCGCAUUGCAACAGGCGGAGAGGCAGCAGCAGCGAAGUGGAGGAGGAAAGACACCCUGACCCGAUCCGCCUGCAUGGUUAGCUGAAAACACGGAACGGAGCGAGAACUAUUAUACAAAUAUUAAUUAAAAAAGGAAGCUGUUCGAGACCAGAGAUGUCGAGGAGGAAACAGGCCAAACCGCGCUCCGUUAAAGCGGUCGAAGAAGGGGAGUCUUCAGAGUGCGGAGGGGCCUGGGAUGAAUCAACUGUCCAGAGAGAAGUCCCGGCGUCUGACAGAGAGGCAGAGCUCAAAGAAGGUCACGGGGCCGGCGCCGAGGACGGAGACCAAGAGGACCCCGAUGACCGCGAUCACGACGAUGACCUAGACGACGAUUCCAUCUUCACGUGCGACAACUGUCAACAUGACUUUGACUGCCUGGCCGAGCUCACGGAGCACAGAACCAACCACUGCCCAGAUGGUGAUGAUGACCCAGCAGGGCUGUCCUGGGUGCCUUCCUCGCCCUCCAGUAAAGACGUGGCUUCGCCCUCACAGAUGCCUGAUGGCUGCUGUGACCUCGGCAUGGCCACCGGCGGCGAGGAGGAAGGAGGCGCCGGGCUGCCAUACCCCUGCCAGUUCUGUGACAAGUCCUUCAGCCGCCUGAGCUACCUGAAGCGCCACGAGCAGAUCCACAGCGACAAGCUGCCCUUCAAGUGCACCUUCUGCAGCCGUCUGUUCAAGCACAAGAGGAGCAGAGACCGCCACGUCAAACUCCACACAGGAGACAAGAAGUAUAGUUGUCAGGAGUGUGAAGCGGCGUUCUCCCGCUCUGACCACCUGAAGAUCCAUCUGAAGACACACAGCUCCAGCAAACCGUUUAAGUGCAGUGUGUGUAAGCGUGGCUUCUCCUCCACCUCAUCCCUGCAGAGCCACAUGCAGGCGCACCGCAAGAACCGAGAGCACCUCGCGCUGAGGAGUGAGCGGGACGGAGGGAAGAAGGGAGCCGAAGGAGACGGAGACCUGGAGCAGGACCCGUAUAUGUGCGAUUACUGCGAGGAGACGUUCAGCCAGACGGACGAGCUCGAGAAACACGUGGUGACCAGACACGCCCAGCUGUCGGACCGCGCCGACUUGCAAUGCAUCCACUGUCCGGACAUCUUCCUCGACGAGGCGUCUCUCCUCACGCACAUCGAGACGCUGCACGCUAACAGCAAACACAAAUGUCCCGUCUGUUCGGAACAAUUCCCAUGUGUGGAGGAUGUCUACUGCCACUUAGACAGCCAUCGCCAGCCCGACUCCUCCAACCACAGUGCUGCCAGUCCUGACCCCGCGCUGGGCAGCGUGGCCUCGAUGAGCUCGGCCACUCCAGACUCGAGUGCCAGCCUGGAGAGAGGCUCCACGCCGGACUCCACCCUGAAGCCCAGCCAGGGCAUCGAACGAGGCCGCAGGAGAGGCGCGGAGACCGUGGAGGACAUUGUGAUAAGCCUGGGUCAUCAAGCCGGAGCGGCUUCUCUGUCUGUCACCAAAGGGGGAGGGGCCAGCUGGAGUAAAGUGACGUACUCUUGCCCUUACUGCUCGAAGAGAGACUUCCACAGCCUGGCCGUGUUGGAGAUCCAUUUGAAGACCAUCCAUGCAGAGAAGCCGCAGCAGAGCCAUACAUGUCACCUCUGCCUCGUCACUCUGCCCACACUUUACAACCUCAACGAACAUGUGCGCAAAGCUCACCGGACCAGUGGAGGAGCAUUGGGCACGUCGGGGGCGGCGGCUUUUCCCCUGCUGCAGUUUACCAACGUCACAGCGUUCCACUGUAACUACUGCCCCGACAUGUUUGGGGACAUCAACUCUCUGCAAGAACACAUCCGAGUGUCGCACUGCCUGCCCGGUGGGAUUGUGGCGGGGUCCACCACUUUAGAAGGGAACCAUGCCUUCUUCUGCAACCAGUGCUCCAUGGGCUUCUUGACGGAGUUCUCGUUGACGGAGCACAUUCAGCAGACGCACUGCACCUCCAUCGCAGGGGGCGGAGCUGCAUUGGGAGGAGCGGUGGCCAAACUGGAGUCUCCUGUACUCCAGAAUGCCUCGCAGUCCUUCAUGGAGGUUUACUCCUGCCCUUACUGCACCAAUUCUCCGAUCUUCGGCUCACUCCUCAAGCUCACCAAGCACAUCAAGGAGAACCACAAGAACAUCCCGUUGGCCAACAACAAACGGCAGGCAAAGGUUGCCGAACUAAGCCCCGCCUCCUCUGACAUAGAGAUCUCCUCCCCGAAACGCCACAGACUGGGAGGGGACUCCACCCCCUCCAUGGGGAGCAACGGGGACUACCCAUGCAACCAGUGUGACCUGCGGUUUUCCAGCUUUGAGAGUUUCCAGGCCCACCUCAAGUCCCACCUGGAGAUGCUGCUGCGGCGCCAGUCCUGCCCCCAGUGCAACAAGGAGGACUUUGAGUCCCAGGAGGCGUUGCUUCAACACCUGACGGUGCACUACACCACCACGUCGACCCAGUAUGUGUGUGAGAGCUGCGAUAAGCAGUUCUCCUCAGUGGAUGACCUGCAGAAACACCUGCUGGACAUGCACACGUUUGUCCUGUACCACUGCACUCUCUGCCAGGAGGUCUUUGACUCCAAGGUCUCCAUACAGGUGCAUUUGGCAGUGAAGCAUAGCAAUGAGAAGAAGCUGUUUCGCUGCACAGCCUGUGCCUGGGACUUCAGGAAGGAGUCUGACCUUCAGAUCCAUGUGAAGCAUAACCACCUGGGCCAGAGGUCAGGCCUCCCAGGGGGGCUUGGAGCAGGACUCAAGCCCCGGAAGUGCAUCUUCUGUGGCGAGACGUUCGGAACGGAGGUGGAGCUCCAAUGCCACAUCACCACACACAGCAAGAAGUUCACGUGUCGCUUUUGCGGCAAAGCUUUCCAAGCCAUGACGCUGCUGGAGAGACACCUGAGGGAGAAGCACUGCAUCUUCGAUGGGGGCAGCAUCACUGGCAAUGGGGGCGGCACGGGAAGCGCCGCGAGUCAUAACGGGACGCCCAACGGGCUGGCGCAGUCCUCCAAGCGAGGAGGCGGAGGAGGCGGAGGAGGAGGUGGUGGCCACGGAGGUGCAGCAGGCAUUGAUAGGGCAACCGUGGCAGCUGAACAAGCCGACCUGCAGAACAUGCUGCUGAAGAGUGCAGUCGCCGGAGGAGGAGGCGGUCAGGGAGGAGACGUGGUCAACAGCCACGAGGCAAGCGGAGGUGAGGAGGAGCUGGACAACUCUGAGCCCAUGUACGCCUGUGAUAUCUGUGGGGCCGCCUACACCAUGGAGUCACUCCUGCAGAACCACCGGCUGCGCGACCACAACAUCAAACCGGGAGAUGACGACGCCUGUUCUCGAAAGAAGAAGGCAGACUUCAUCAAGGGGAACCACAAGUGCAACGUGUGCUCCAGAACGUUCUUCUCUGAGAACGGGCUGCGUGAGCACGCUCAGACGCACCGCGGCCCCGCCAAACACUACAUGUGUCCCAUCUGUGGCGAGCGCUUCCCCUCUCUGCUCACCCUCACUGAACACAAGGUGACCCACAGUAAGAGCCUGGACACGGGUAACUGUCGAAUCUGUAAGAUGCCCCUGCAGAGUGAGGAGGAGUUUAUCGAGCAUUGCCAGAUGCACCCUGACCUCCGCAACUCCCUCACCGGCUUCCGCUGCGUCGUCUGCAUGCAGACCGUCACCUCCACCCUGGAGCUGAAGAUCCACGGCACCUUUCACAUGCAGAAGCUCUCCGCCGGCUCUACGCUGGGCGGAGGAGGAGGUGGUAAUGGCGGGAUAGGAGGAGGGAACGGUUCUGCCUCUUCUUCCCCUAACGGGCAACUGCAGCAGCACAAGUUGUACAAAUGCGCCUUCUGCCUCAAAGAGUUCAGGAACAAAGGGGAGCUGGUGAAGCUGGAUGUCAACGGCCUGCCGUACGGCCUCUGUGCCGGCUGCAUGAGCAGGGGCACAAACGGCCAGAGCCCCAACCAGGGCGGACGUGCCACGCCGGGGGACACGCAGGGAGAGAAGCCCGUGGGCGGGCUGCGGUGUCCGGAGUGUGGGGUGAAGUUUGAAAGCGUGGAGGACCUGGAGAGUCACGUCCGGACGGAUCACCCUGAGAUCAGCCCCGAGACCAGCGCAAAGAAGGCCGAGGCUUCACCUGCACCCAAGAAAAAGACCUACCAGUGUAUUAAAUGCCAAAUGACGUUUGAGACGGAAAGAGAGAUCCAGAUUCAUGUCGCUAAUCACAUGAUCGAGGAGGGCAUCAAUCAUGAAUGCAAGCUGUGUAACCAGAUGUUUGAUUCGCCUGCCAAGCUGCUUUGCCACCUGAUAGAGCACAGCUUUGAAGGCAUGGGAGGUACCUUCAAGUGUCCCGUCUGCUUCACAGUGUUCGUGCAGGCCAACAAGCUCCAGCAGCACAUUUUUGCCGUCCACGGCCAGGAAGACAAGAUCUACGACUGUUCCCAUUGUCCACAGAAGUUCUUCUUUCAGACAGAACUACAGAACCACACACUGAGUCAGCACGCGCAGUGAGACCGAGGCCCGGCAGGAUCUCUCGACUGAGACCGAGGCCCCCGACCCGGAGCCGGCAGGGGACGCCCGUCUCCACAUCACAGCCAAUCAAAGUGUCAUUUGCUACUCACAUGUAAAACUCUAACGAUCGCGCCACUGGGCGCGGCCAUUAGGAGCAGCGGGGGAAAGGAAUAUUAAUGGGAUAUGCUAUUAAAUAAAGAAAGGAAAAAGUGGGUGAGGGAAGCGGUUAGAUGAAGGAAACGGAGGAGUGAGAAAAGGUAUUGUACGUGCAGUAUUUUGUAUUGUCCCUGCCAACCCCCCCUGUCCCCCCACCAGCUUCUUCCUCCUGCCCUUCUCCUUUCCUCCCCAUCCGUCACUCCUCGGGUCAGGCAUUUUAUUUUUUUUAACAAAUAGAAAAGGGAAAAAAAGCAAGAAAACAUCCUUUUUUGUUUGCGGGUUUUUAAAAUUAGAUUGUAGGAAGAAGGCGUCGCUCUCUCGUCCCCUCAGUUGCUUAUUGUAUUUAACUUCAUAGGUGCCAAUUUCUUUGAGUUUUCUUUCUGCCAUAUGCGCUUAUGUUGUUUUCAUUUUUGUACCUUUCAUUUCCCGCCGUAAGUAGGUACUUGUGUUGUGAUUGUUUGUUUGCCAGUCGUAAUAUUCCUGAGUUUUCUUCCCCCCCCCAACUCUCCUUUUUAUGAUUAUUGUUAUAUUUUUCUUUUCUUUUUUGUAAUUACUAUCAAAAAAAGUAUCAAACAAAAUAAAGUGCAGAAAAACAUAUGUUUCUUUUUGGGGGAUUGGGUUUUCCCGUCUCUAUGGGGCCUAUAAUGGUUAUUGUAAAAAUGAAUAUCAUCGAUUUCAGUGCGUCUGGUCAAUGACUGCUUUUUAAAUGUGAAUCAACCAGAUUGCAAUAAUCUAGUGCAGACAAAAAAAGAUAAAACAAAUAAAUAAAUGACAAAUAAAGAA